Molecule: messenger RNA, 4859 nt
Organism: Lagopus leucura (white-tailed ptarmigan)
Lineage: Eukaryota; Metazoa; Chordata; Aves; Galliformes; Phasianidae
Gene: OTOA
Product: otoancorin
Exons: 30
Coding region: 91-3504 (1137 amino acids)
Biological process (GO): cell-matrix adhesion
Cellular component (GO): cell surface
Source: RefSeq, a predicted model, not a curated record
UUUUGUGGAGAUACUGAGAGCUUGGCUGCGAGGGGGAGAAAAGGCACUCGUGCAUGAGGUUAUCAGCAAGACUUCUGAUUAUGAGAAGAAAUGCUCAGACUUCUGAAGAUGUGUUUCUUAUUGAUAUUAAUGAAUCCUGCUGAGAUUACUCACAGUCAGAAUUCUGAAGAUUUGCCUCCACUAUUACACAAAGCUGCGGAGGAAGUAGUGACUGGGAAAUACCUAAAUGCUCUCCUCGAUGUUCUUCAUUUUCAGAGUUCUAAUGUAUGGACAGCAGAUAUGGUUACAAAAGUCAUGGCAUAUUUCCAUGCCCGAGAGGUUAAGUUUACUCUUCGCAGCCUACAGACGUCCAUACAGAGUUACUUGAAGAACCUUUUAUACCAGCCCAGGCAGCUGCUGUCUGCAUUUCAACAACUUGAUCAACAGCAGUUCCAGACUGCAAUGAAGUAUCUUUUCAACAGCAGAAAGGACUAUCUUGAAAUUGGAAAUGUUAUCCUUGAUUGGGAAAAGACUCGGGAGAGAAUUUUCCAAAUUCCAGGAGUGAACAGAACCUUGUUUCUUAUAACACUGGAGAAAUGCUUUCUGGCUCUGAGGGCUAUGGACUGUGUAGAUAUCCUAAGCCAAAUUUUGCGAAUGUCAGCAGUGAAUUAUCUCCAACCUGAUGUCGUUGGGAGUCUCCCAAAUGAUUUGCAGGAAGAUGCUUUCAGAAACUUAUCAACUGUAUUUAAGGACCUCUAUGACAAAACCUCAGCAAAUACACAGAAAGCUCUGUAUGGCUGGAUGAAGGAGAUUCUACAAAAACCCUAUAACAGAAGUGAUUUCAAUGAAUCAGCUUCAUGGGUCAGUGCAGAAAACUUAUGGAUUUUAGGAAGAUACAUGGUCCAUCUGCCUUUGGAAGAAAUUCUGAAAAUUAGUCUCAGUGAAAUAAGACUAUUCAUUAGCUACGACAAUGCAACAAAGCAGUUGGACACAGUGUAUGAUAUCACACCAGAGCUUGCACAAGCCUUCCUGGACAGAAUAAACUCAUCGGGAUUUGAUGUGAGAAACACUUCAACUGUCUACAGGCUAGGUUUGUUGGUUUGCUUUUAUGAUGACAUGGAACAGAUGGAUGCCGCUGUGGCCCGGGCUUUACUUCAUCAGAUGAUUAAAUGCAAUCAAUUAAAAGGUUUCCAGGCCAAGGUUCAGAAGCUUAAAUCUCAGCUCCUGAAUAUUGCCAUGCAGAACCAGACAUUGAACGAUACCCUUGGAUCGCUGUCAGAUGCUGUGGUUGGGCUGACUUCAGGCCAGCUGGAAUCUUUGUCACCUGAAGCAGUGCAUAAUGCUAUUGCAACACUAAACCAAGUCUCUGGGUGGGCAAGAAGUCAAAUUAUGAUUUUAUCCAGUAAAUAUCUCUCUUACGGAAAGGUUUUAUCAUUUUAUAAUGUUAGCCAAAUGGGUGCACUGGUGACUGGUAUUAGCACUGAGUCAUUCUACAGAAUGAACCCAAAAGAGCUUUCUCAGGUCAUUCGAGGCACGACAUCCCAGUACUCAUCAGACUUAUCUCCUGCACAGCAGCAGGGGAUCCUCAGGAAGAUAGCUUCAUCUACAGAUUUUUCUUCACUGGUCACAGAUAUACAAGGAGCUUUCUUUAGAGAAAUAUCUCUUUCUGAUUUAUGGAAGGAGAAUGGAUAUAAUUCUUCAAUGAUGAAAGAAAAAGAGCUAAGAAGCAGCCAGGCCUUGUAUCUGUAUGAGUUACUGUCUAAGAAAAGUUCUUCUGUUGACCUCCUAAGUACAGGACAGCUUCUGAAAGGAGUGACUUGUCAGCUGAUUGAAAGUAUGGGCACAGACUCUUUUUUAAACCAUUUUGAAGUCUUUGAAAAUAAUCUUCAUCUGCUUUCCCCAUAUCAGGUUAAUUGUUUGGCUUGGAAGUUUUGGAAAGUCUCCAACGCAUCUAUUCCUCCCUUCUUCUUCUUGGUGCUUCCGAUUGAGUACCUGGAGUACAUUUCAGGCCCUCUGUGUGUCCCAUUCAUUGAAAGCCUUGGGAAGACUGAGAUGGACCUCUUGAGUCCAGGCUUUCACAAAAAAGAAGCUGUGCUGCAGAAAGUGCAGGAAUGCUUGAAUGGCUCCAUUGCUGAUGAAUAUGAUGUUGACCUACUUGGAAAUCUAAUCUGCCACUUACCUCCAGCUUUCCUGCAUGGCAGAAUGUCCCUGAAGGCAAUGGCAACAGCCCUUCAUCAAUUCAAACUCUGCCGACAGCUCAGCCACGAACAGAAAACUGAAAUUAAAUACAAGCUCCUCGAGUUAUAUGGCUCUCCAAAGAACUGGACAGCUGAAACGACAUCAGAUGUUGGACCAUUCAUAGCUCAGUUGUCAAAAGGAGAACUAAAUGUCCUUGCUGAAAAGUUUCCAGAUAUCGUUUUGCGAAUAGCAAAGACAAUUGGGCCACUUUCUUCAGCUGAAGAGCUUCUGUCAACUGUAUUUGAAUCUGUCUUCAAUGCCACUGCCAACAUGGAACCACAUCUCAGCACACCAGAUUGCCUGGGAACCAGAGCCCCUUCUUCAGAUGAAAUUAUUAAGUUAGCAGAAGCAAAUGUCUAUUGGUCAGCUCAGGAGCUGAAAUGCAUGGAUGCAGGGACUUUUGACAAAAAUGUGGAACUUCUUGGGACUGUCUCUGGUUUUAACAACUCCCAACUUACGGCCUUGAAGGAAAAAGCCAAGCAGGUCUGGGGGUCGCUGCUAGGCUGGAAGAGCUACCAUAUUGUUUCUCUGGGGCGUAUAGCACUGGCACUCACUGAAAAUGAAAUUGAAGAGCUAGAUUUACAUUCAAUUGACACCAUUUCUGUCCUCAGUCAACAAGCAGAAUGGACUCUUGCCCAGGCAAGAUCUAUUUUGCAAAGUUUUCUAGAAGAUUCUGGGCAAACAAUGAGUACACUAAAAAGCUUUGAUUUAGUUGGAUUGGGAGCUAUUCUCUGUGCUCUGAACUCCACCGAAAUCAUGUCCAUAAGGACUGCUGAAUUCAGUGCUGCUGUCGCAAGAAUUGGCCUCUUGCUGUGUAGCACCCCUGUUCUGAGGCAGUUUAAGAAGAUAACAGAGUCUGUGUUUGGAACUGCGACCAGCUGGAAUGGCUCUGUGUUACAGGAAAUUGGUACUAUAGCAGGUGGUUUGAAUGAGGAUGAAUUAAAAGCUUUUGAUAAAAACCUGAUGCCAUAUUUGCAGCCAAUAGCAGUAAGAAGUAUACCUGCUGAAAUUUUCCAAGCAUUGUCACCAAAACAAAUAGCAAACCUGGGCCCUGAAAAUGCUGCUAUGGUUACAGAAUCACAGCGUGAGCAUCUGAGUGCAUCACAGCUCCAGAGCCUUCAGCUAGCACUGGAUGGAGCCAGGACCAACAGCCCCGAGGCACCCACCACGGCUUGCAUACUGCUGUCGAGGCGACCCCCAGCUCCAGGUGGUGCUCCCCGUCUGAGCAGCUUCAGCAUCUGGUUGUGUGCUUUGUUCACACUUGCACGUGCCUUUCUGAAUCCAUGAGUGUUAAGCUUAUGUGUUCUGGAGAUUACGAAAAGGAGGUGCUGAAGAUCUGCAGCUUAGCACAAAGAGCAGAAUGAAGAGGCGCUCAGAUGCCUGAGUGCAACCUGGCUAAUUUCUUAAAAGCAACACCUUCAUCUGGCAUCAUGAUGUGAAGUAUCUCCUUUGCUUUACCAUUAACAAGUAAGAUGGAAUCCCUCCAAAUACUUCAGAACAAAUUUCAAAAUUGCAAAUGCCUUAUAUGUGUCAUGAGAAAGUUACUGGAAGAUAAGCGUAUAUGUUAGAGAGGAGCCUGAAUGACACAGAGGAUGGGCAGCUGAUGUAUUUUAUCCCAGUCCUUUUUAUUCUGGUUUAUUUGGUCAUGCUAUUUCAAUCCAUCUGUUGCAUUUUGUUCCUAUAGUUUGUAGCCUCAGGACAGAGGCUCUUUCUGUGUGGCAAAUUAGAAGCCACGCUAAAAGCUACUGCUGUUGCAAUAAAAUAAUUUCAUUUCUGGGCCAGUAGUUUAAAUCCUGCUCAGCUAAGAAGUAGUCCUGUGAUCUUAUUUAAGCAUUUUUAAUAAAUGUAUUCCCCACAGCUACAUGUAUACAACACAGGAUUGUUACCACAGAGGGCAGUGCAAUACUGUUUGUAUUUGAUGUGACAAAAUGCACCAUGGAAAGCUUAUUAUUUUUAUCACAAGAUGACCCUACAGUUUGGUCAGGGUUGAAGGAUACAGCUAGAAACUAUAGGAGAAAACUGUUCACUGGGACUGUGUACUACUAGGACUGUCAAUCCAGCACUUUCCACAAGGUUUGUAAUAAUUUAUCAUAACUAUGAAUCACAUAUAGUUGUAUGUCUAAUGCCUUUCAUGUCAGAUAGAAGUAUUUUAAACUAUGGAAAAACAGAUAAAUUAAAAAUUCGCUGCAUGUAAAUAGACAUCGUUGUGUUCGUCAGCAUGGUUUUAUGCCAAGAAUUCAUGGUACCAUCUUCCAUUUUGCCAUUGCAAAAGUCCUUAUUCUGGAAUUGAAGAAAGGCAUUGAUCACUCUUAAAAGUUCAGCUUCUCCAUUUAGGGCUGCGCUGUAGUAAAUGUCUUUCAGACUUGUAUUUGAAUUUCUUUAUGGCAAACAUCAAAUCUAGCUUCUUUGCACUGAAAGCAGAUUUGAAAAGUUGCUACAGCUGGGGAAGUGAUAAGAAUAAGGCAGGAGAGAAGCAGCUGCAGCUUCUUGCUGGGGGAGGGUGAGCUUUUGCUGUUGCUGGGAGUAACAGCUCCCACCACAGGCCCAGGUGGUCUGUGACUCCUGCAGCAGCAACAGGAGCCAACCUGAUUUUCAAGACUGUUAUUGGCAAAGGAAGCAGUGAGAGCACUGCCAUUUUUCAC